Messenger RNA from Bubalus bubalis (water buffalo), 2271 nucleotides. RefSeq names its product butyrophilin-like protein 1. Bases 187 to 1980 code for a protein of 597 amino acids. NCBI's taxonomy places the organism in Eukaryota, Metazoa, Chordata, Mammalia, Artiodactyla, Bovidae. The record is from RefSeq and is a predicted model, not a curated record. Gene Ontology annotation, cellular component: external side of plasma membrane. The transcript has 9 exons. Gene Ontology annotation, biological process: regulation of cytokine production; T cell receptor signaling pathway. Gene Ontology annotation, molecular function: signaling receptor binding.
CACUUUCAAAGUUAGUAGCAGUGCUGGAGGCAGGCUGAGACUUUCUCAUUAAACCCAUUCCAGAAGAGGCAUUCAAAUGCCCAUUCUUCUUGGCAGCAUUAUUUGUCCUCCUUACUAAGAAUAUUCUCCUAAUCGAGGAAUGGGUUAGAAACCUGCUGUUUUCAUCGCCUGCAGCCACACCCUUGGAUGCUGACCACGAGAACAACCAGGUGCAAAUCGUGUCUGGAGCCAGAUCGUGUAGGUGCACUAAGGAGACCAGGAGCUUGGCCCAGAAACCCCCUUGGCUCAACCUGGAUGCGUGCUCCAUGUUCUGCUCUGAAGAAGAUGGCAGGUUUUCCUGGCCUCUUUCCUGCUGAUGUUCUCCCCGCUCUCCUUCUCUGGGUGUCCAUGUGGGGCUCCCCAGUGUCCGGGUUUUCUGUGAUGGGACCAGCUCAGCCCAUCAAGGUCUCACUAGGAGCAGAUGCCACUCUGCCCUGCCAGUUGUCCUCUGAGCAGAGUGCAGCCCACAUGCAGAUCCGAUGGUACCGAACCCAGCUCUCCCCGGCGGUGCUCGUGUACCAGGAUGGGCAGGAACAGGACGGGGAGCAAAUGCUGGAGUACCGUGGUAGGACAGAGUUGGUGGAGGACUCCAUCGGCAGAGGGGCUGUGGCCCUGCUGAUCCAACACGUUCGUGCCUCUGAUGAUGGCCAGUAUUGGUGUCAUUUUAAUGAUGGUCACAUCUCCCGGGAAGCUGUUGUGGAGCUGCAUGUGAUAGGCUUGGGCUCUGCCCCUCAUGUUCGCAUGAUGGGGCCUGAGGAUCACGGGAUCCAAGUUCUGUGCUCCUCAGGUGGCUGGUUCCCCAAACCCAGGGUGCAGUGGAGUGACAUGGCGGGAGAGAAGCUACUAUCCCUCUCUGAAUCUCAGACUCAAGAUGGAGAUGGGCUCUUCCAUGUAGAGGCAUCUCUUGUGGUCACAGACAGCUCUCUGGGCAAUGUGACCUGCUCUAUCCAGAACCCUGUCUCUGGCCAGGAGAAAGCAUCAGCCAUCUUCCUUCCAGGUCAGUCAGGCACAAACCCCGAGGCAGAGCUGGGUGUCUUCCCAGCAGGGAGGAGUGAAGGAGGGCUGAAGGGAGCCUUGGAGAGUGGGUGGGGCUUCCUCCAGGUUCGUCUCUCACUGUGUCUCCACAUGCCUGUGUCAGAGCCCUUCUUCCCCAGAACGUCUCCAUGGAAGACAGCCCUGGCUGGGACACUCCCUGUGCUGGUGCUUCUCCUCAUCGGGAUCAGCUACAUUGGCUGGAAAGAACAUAAAGCCAAAAACGGAGAAGUAGAGAAAAGGAAGAAAGCAUCUGAUGAAAGAGACAAGGUGGCGAGAGAAAAGGAAGAGGCACAUUCAUUCAAAAGGAAGCUUGCGGAAGAUCUCAAACAACGAAAGGCAUUAUACAAUAAAGACUGGAAGAAGGCCCUGAUAUAUCCUGACUGGAGGAAGGAACAGUUUGAACGUGUUCUUGUGACUGAAAAUCAUGAAAAUGUUCAUCAGAACAAUUCUGACUUCGGAAAGGAACCUCAGGCAGUAUUAUGUAAAAAGCAAGGAGGUGGCAACCUUCUCAAACUUGAUCAGAAAGGAUUCACUAAGGGGAGAUAUUACUGGGAGGUGGACAUUGAGGACACUGAUGAAUGGACUCUAGGCAUUUAUGAGGAGCCCACAGAGAAGAGUGGGCUACUCAGUGAUCUAGAGAAGAUGAAGUUCAACGUCUUAGAGAAGAAGGGAUGUGAAUACAGGGCUCUCACUUGUUCUCGCCGAGGCAUUUUCCACAAAGAGUCUCUCCUGAUUGAAAAGUGUCCACUAAAGAUUGUGAUUUUCUUGGAUUAUGAGGAUAGUGACAUUUCUUUCUAUAACAUGACUGAUGAAACCCACAUCUUCUCCUUCACCCACGCCAACUUCUCUGGGUCAGUCUAUCCUUACUUCAAACUGAAAUCCAUGGAGUUCUCCCCAUCUGCAUGAUAUUGAGUGACUUAGAAUAAGAACCUAGAAAUUGUGAAGAUAGUAGCCCAUUUUUUGUAAACCCAAGGAUUCCAGUCUUGACGGGUGUCCUCAGGACCACCGAUUAUGAGGCCUCUUGAUUUAAGUCUCCAUGAAUCUGCAUGACCAAAGUUUCCAGCCACAUCAAGCAGUGUUUCUCAAAUAAUUUGCAGAGAAGAAUCUUUUCCACAUCUUGUGGUUGUUGUAAAUAUUUUUUGCAUUGUAUAUUAUAUAUCACAGACAUACUUUUCUGAAUAAACUACUGGAAAUGAU